GUUUCACAUCAAGGCGAGAGAUCAGAAUUGUGCGUGGACGUGUAUAAAGAAGCAGCAGAAGAAGCAGAAGCAGAAGCAGAAGAAGAAGCAGAAGUAGGAGACUGGAUACGAUUUGUGUGUAUCAUCCGAUGUGACCAUGGCUGCUUCUUCCAGGUCGUGUAUCGUGGUGGUGGCUCUGGUGUUUAUAUACGUGGUGUAUUUGUUAAUCGGAGCUUCUGUGUUUUCGACUCUGGAGAAGCCUCUGGAGGAGAAAGUUCGGGCCGAGAUGUUUCUCCUCAAACAAGAGCUUAUUAACAACACGAGCUGCAUUAACAUCUCCACACUGGACAGACUCUUAGAGAAACUCAUAAAUGCGAACAAAUACGGAGUGACACUUGGGCAAAACACCUCCGAGAACUCGAACUGGGACCUGGCGUCAGCUUUGUUUUUCUCCAACACUCUGGUUACCACCAUCGGUUAUGGCCACACCACUCCACUGUCUGAUGGGGGGAAAGCGUUCUCCAUUGUGUAUGCUUUAAUUGGUGUCCCCUUCACCAUGCUGGUGCUUUCCGCAUGUGUGCAGCGCCUAAUGGUGCCGUUGAACCUGCGGCCAGUGGCGUCCUGGUGUCGGAGGUUUGGAUGGCAUCCUCACACUGCCAGCACCAUACACUUUGUCCUCCUGCUCUUUCUGGUCAUUGUGAUGUUCUUUUUGGUGCCAGCUAUUGUUUUCAGCAUCAUCGAGGGCUCAUGGUCAUUUCUGGAGGCUUUUUAUUUCUGCUUCAUCUCCCUUUUUACCAUCGGGUUAGGCGAUUUUGUCCCAGGCGAGCAGCCCAUUCAGAAAUUACGACCACUCUACAAGAUCUCUGUUACGAUCUACCUCUUUUUAGGUUUGAUGGCAAUGUACUUUGUCCUCCGUUCUUUCCAUAAACUGGCUGAUGUUCAGGGAUGGACAGCAUUUUUCCAUUUGCCCAGCCUUGAUGAUGAAGGUGAAGAAGACAAUGAAAGCACCUCUGAAGAACAUAACGUGUGUGAGAGGGACAGAAAGCCACUGGAUCCAAACGCUCGUGUCUCCUACAACUCCAUCAGUAGAUAGACACCUCCAGACUGACGCUAUGACCACUGAGCAGUGGAGAAUGAGGGAAGUGUAGAGUGUGUGUGUGUGUGUGUGUGUGUGGGGGGGGGGCUUUAAUUUUGCUUUAUUUUUUUUUUUUCAGCUUUAAUUUUGCAAACCAGUGCAAUAUUAACAUGUAUUGAUGCACACUUUCUUCAUGGUUUGUUGUUCUGGAUCCAGAGUAGAACUGAUACAGGGGAACUGGGUUGUUUCAUGUGCUUAUGUUUUUCUUGACUAUAUUUUCAUGUUAAUUUGUGUUUUUGUUUUUGUUUUGGUUUUUUUUCUAUUGUAACCAAAACACGCAAUUACUUUUAGUUUUUUCAUUUGAACCACAUUACAUUUUGCUUUGAAGCCAGGGGGGAUGACCGUAUCAGCUAUGACACUUUUUUUUAGUUUUAAUACUUGUUGGCUGUUUGGACCACUUGUUUUUUUAUUAAUCUGAGAAACAUGUUGCUGUCUUUCCAUUUAGUCCUUGGUUCUUGGGUGCAUUUUGGAAAAACAUACUAUUUAAAGGUAUUAGAUGUGGACAUUUAACACAGUGCAAUAUCAGUCACUCUGUAUGGAGUUGUGUUUCUCCACUUACACGGUUAAGGAAGCAUCUUUGAUCUGAGGCCUGCUGUUUUUGUAGGACCUCUUUGUAAUCUAUGCAACAGUUAAAAAUUAAUAAAAAUUAGAAAUCCUUUUA
This is a messenger RNA of Tachysurus fulvidraco (yellow catfish), 1775 nucleotides long. It is a transcript of the gene kcnk6, whose product is annotated as potassium channel, subfamily K, member 6. The transcript has 3 exons. Gene Ontology annotation, molecular function: potassium ion leak channel activity. Gene Ontology annotation, biological process: potassium ion transmembrane transport; stabilization of membrane potential. The coding region runs from base 137 to 1072 and encodes 311 amino acids. Gene Ontology annotation, cellular component: membrane. Lineage: Eukaryota; Metazoa; Chordata; Actinopteri; Siluriformes; Bagridae. The record is from RefSeq and is a predicted model, not a curated record.